This is a messenger RNA of Fomitopsis serialis, 1924 nucleotides long. RefSeq lists its product as uncharacterized. NCBI's taxonomy places the organism in Eukaryota, Fungi, Basidiomycota, Agaricomycetes, Polyporales, Fomitopsidaceae. The coding region runs from base 206 to 1657 and encodes 483 amino acids. The transcript has 6 exons. The record is from RefSeq and is a predicted model, not a curated record.
ACCGUCGUGGUGUUACAGCUAAAUAAGUAUUGCUAGACCCCUCGCCGAAAAGAGUGCACUGCACAGGCGGGUCAGCAGCGGCUUCUGUGGGACGAUCGUACGUCCUCCUACCCUGGUACCCAGCUCCUACCUACAUAUUCUUGAGCCUUCAUCGACAUCGGUACUACGAACUUGAAGGCUGCGUGGUCACUCGGACACCAACAAAAUGGAGGAAGACGACUGGAUUACAGCUGCAACGUCCGAGGGCAUUCCUCGAUGUCCAUCGAUUCCGCAACUUCCUGUUGAGGUCUGUGGACGAAUUAUCGACCACGUAGCAACCGGAGUGGAUCACAAAUACGUGUCCCUGACGAGCGACCCACAUCUAUCUACUCUCGCGUCCUGCGCGCUCGUAUGCCAAGACUGGUACUACCUGACGUGGUACCAUCUUCGUCAACGCAUCCAUCUACGACGUCGGGAGGAUGUCCUCUCACUCUUCAAGACGCUUCGUGAAAGACCGCGCCUCCGUGAGGCCGUCCAACAGGUCAUCAUAUCCGGUGCCUUACCUGGGUACCGUCAGCCGAUUGGGCACAUGGGGACAUUUGCCGUCAUGCUCGCUGGCAAGGCUCCCAGGUUGUCGAGGAUCACCAUCACAGAUGCUAAAUGGAUCGCGGGCGCGGUUCGAAUGGUGGACGUCGGCUACCUAUCCAGGUUCAGCUCCAUUAACACUCUGAACAUCAUCAACGUUACCUUGUCCAGCGUUUCCCUGCUGUCCCGCCUCGUUUCGGCACUCCCGCGGCUGAGAGAGUUAUCAUGCAUCAAUGUCGACUGUUUGCAGAAACAGCAGGUCUUUCCCGGCUCUCUUCCGCUGAACUGUGCCAACAUGGAGUAUCUCGGAGUGCGAUGGGUUGCACCAGAACUCGAAGACUUUCUCGUGCAGAUCAGCCGGGCUUCUCGCGUGCGUGUUCUCAUUCUUGCGGUAGUUGGCGAGUCGGGUCCCCCCGAGUCGGCAGCCAGCCGCAGUCAGACUCUGCUGGAUGCAAGUUCCACAUCUGCGGAUGUGGUUGGGCUCAGGUUCUGGGUCGAUCCUACUCCCAUGCCUGAUGGGACAAUUGAUGCUACUGUCGAGCGACACUACAACCUUUCACACCACGACCGCCUGUGGAGGUUGGAGAUCCACCUAUAUCACCCCUAUGCAGCGUGGCCCUGGAUCCCGUACAUAUUGUCUCGCAUCACCUCAAAACACUUCCAGGCCAUGUCUGUCAUGUUGGUCAUUCGGACAGACCACAUGGCCGAUGACCUGGGCGAAAUGCUAACGACGAUGGAGCAAGAUAGUGUGUUGGGACGAUUGGACAGCAUACUGCAGGAGGAGCACUUCUCCAGUAUUGUCGUGUCACGCGGCAUCUGUCUAGGCUUCGACACUCAUGAUGAUACCUGGACCUCUGGCACACUGGAGCCGGGUUCAGCACUCCGAGAGCGGUGGGAUGAACUCGCCAGGCAGAAGAUGCCACACUCAGAAGGACGAGGUAUACUAACCACCAUGCAUAAUUACCAAGAUUUCAUAGUCUGGCGUGAGGACAUGGAAAGAAUCCAUCGUGCGCAGGCCACGCAGCCAAAUACCGGAGGAGAGGCACAGCGAGAAGGUCAAGAUAUCGAGAGUCCUAGAGGUGGCACAGAUUGACGUCCUUGCUGCCCUGCACCCUCGCAGGUAUUGUCCCAUGGAGUGCCGUGCCCGCGCAGAAUGACCAUGGCUGGAACACGGGUCGAGACGUCGCUGGCAUGGGAACCUAAGAUGUUCAUGCUCACUUAUGAUCACAUACCGCACCUGCAUGACGGUUUCUCGAAGCCAGGAGAAUCAGAUGGAUGUAUUGUGCUCCAGUUAGACAAUGAUAGUUGAACAACAAGCCUCGGGCCGUCGAUCGAUACAAAAUACAUCUACAGAGUACGC